Brassicogethes aeneus is the source of this 3690-nucleotide messenger RNA. Lineage: Eukaryota; Metazoa; Arthropoda; Insecta; Coleoptera; Nitidulidae. The record is from the annotation of a GenBank genome assembly.
AUGAAGGUAAAGCAAGUACCACAAUCGAGGUCUGUGAGGGCAUCUCAGCCUUUAUUACAAUUACUGUCGAAGAGGCAGCAAAGAUCCCGCAUAAAACAGCACAAAGAUAAAAUUAAACGGAUGAUGCGCAAUCAAAAAGACCUUUCGAAUAAUUUAAAUGUCAAACAUUCAACAACUAUAAAAACAUGCACAACUCACGAUUUUAAUAUUCGUAAUUAUGCUCUUCAAAAUUCUGGAAAUUUUGAUUGCUCAUUAGUUAAUACUCGAUCUGAAAUUAUGUGUAAUUCCAAUCACAAUUCAGAGCAAGCUCCUCGACAAGAAUUCGAUAAAGUGUAUUUUCAAAAAAAUUUGGCAUAUUUGUUGUUAGACUCUACCCACACUUUUGGAACACGCUUACUUAAACUUUUAAAAAGUCAUGCGUGUUUUUCUUUCUUGCCCAGAGACACCAGAACACUUCUUUCCACCCCCCGUUCCGCCCCUGUUUUGCAUAAAGUAGAUCCUGGAGAAUAUCUGCAUAUCGGAGUCAAAACCUGCAUUAGCAAAGUGCUUCGAAAUUAUAACUUUUCAGAAAUUCCCAAAACACUCCACAUGGAUUUUAGCACCGAUGGAGCCAAAUUGACAAAUACUGGUAAAAAAAACUCUAUUUGGCCUAUACAAUGUCGAAUCGUAAAUUUAAAAAAAUCUCCCACUAUGACUGUUGGAAUUUUUAGAGGGAAAGUAAAACCUUACAGUUCAGAAGAAUUCUUUAAGUAUUUUAUUGUCGAUUUGCUAAAAAUAUUUCAAGAAGGUGGAAUAAGUUACAAUGAUCGAAAAUUUGAAAUAAAAUUACGUUGUUUCAUCGCCGAUGCUCCUGCUCGAGCUUUUAUAUUAGGCCACAAGGGACAUCGAGCCUUUGUUCCAUGUUCUAAAUGCAAAGUAGAGGGCUUUUCAGCUAGUAGAUUUGUUAUUCUUGAUGGAAUUGAACACAUUCGUAGAGAAAACGAGGAUUAUAUUAAUCAACAUGAUGAAGAACAUCAUAAAUCGAUAAGUCCUCUUACCCUAUUACCGAAUUUCGACUUGGUUCGUGACGUAGUUUUUGAAUAUAUGCAUCUGGCGUGUUUGGGUGCAAUGAAAAAAAUUUUGCUUUCGGCUUGGUUACUGGGAACGUAUACCAAAAAUACUAAAUUGUCAGGACGUGAAAUAAACAUCGUUUCAGAGAGAAUGCAGGUUAUAGCUUUGUACUGUCCUCGGGAAUUCAAUCGACCCAUCAUUUCUUUGGAAGAUCACAAGGAUUUUAAAGCAACACAAUGGCGUCAGAUACUAUUGUAUACUGGGGUAGUAUGUUUUAAAGAUGUAGUUAAAGAUUACGUUUACACCCACUUCCUACUUUUUCAUGCAGCUAUGCGUGUUUUUGUUUCCCAAAAAUUUCAAACAGCUUCUCAAUUAAACUUCGCCGAAGAUGCCAUGAAGCAGUUUGUCUUGCUCUGUGGUGACGUUUAUGGAAAAAAAAAUUUGUCGUAUAAUUUUCAUGGGUUAUUGCACCUGAUUGAUGAUGUUCGCAGAUUCGGGCCUUGCGAAGAUUACUCGGCCUUUCCCUAUGAGAACAGCAUGCGUUUCUAUCGAAAGAUGUGUAGAAAACCGGGAAGUCCUUUGGUUCAAAUUGCGAAUAGAAAUGAAGAAUGGGAACAGUGCGACAUUACAAGGAACGUUAGAGUACAACAGCUGCAAUUGAAGAAAAAGCACUGCAAAGGCCCUUUGCCAAAUGACGUUCACACUGGCGAAUGUCAACAAUACCAAUCUUUAGAAAUGUCGGAAAUGAAAAUAGGGUUAAAUUUACGUGAUAAUUGUGUCAUGUUAAAAAACUGGAACAUAUGUUGCGUGGAGAACAUUUUGUCGAUAAAUGGAAAAAUUCGUUUAUUGUUAAGGAAAUUCGUGAAUAAAGCAGAGUUUUAUAAUGUUGGUGUUCCUUCAUCCAAAUUAGGAAUUUACAAAUGUUCAGUCUUGGAGAAAAAUUGCGAGUUGGUUCCUGUAGAAGAAGUUGCCCAUAAAUGUUUUCGAAUGCCUGUCUGGAGAUUGCUUUCUUCAAAUAAUGUAAAGGUGCAAAACCAAUUUGUAGUCGCGGUUCUCUUUGAAUCGUCUGAGAAAGAACAUACUAAAAGGCCGAGAAGAUCGGUAAAAAAACCUAGGAGGUAUAAAACAACUUCAAGUGAAGAAGUCACCUCAAAAAGUUGUCAACUAAAAAGUAAGGACGAACAGCGAAUCAAGGUGGCUGUGGCACAACGUCUCAAAAACAUGCAUGUAAAACAUGCUUCAGCCGCAAAAUAUAAAAAUCACUCCACCAAAACGACGAAAACUCGCUCGAUAGAUGACAUGGACAAUUCCAGUUCGAAUCGCAACCCAAAUCGCAGUCCAAGACGUAGUCCUAGUCGCAGUCCAAGACACAGUCCAAGUUGCAGUCCAAGGCCCAUUUCAAGAUGCAGUCGAAUUUGCAGUCCAAGACGUAGUCUAAGUCGCAUUCCAAUUCUUAGUCCAAGACGCAGUCCAGAUCGUAGUCCAAUUCGUAGUCCAAGACGCAGUCCAAGUCGUAGUUCAAGAAGCAGUCGAUGUCGUAGUCCAAGACGCAGUCGUAGUUCGCGUUUCGAUAGCAAUGACAGACAAAGCCGCGAAGAAAAUCACAAUCGAACCAGUGGGUAUUUUGACAAUAGCCCAGAUCCAAGAGGAAGCCGUCGUCGCAGCCUGGACACUCAGAUGUCUAUUCGCGAUCUAAGUCCAGUUGAACCAACGAUCAGAGACUUGUACAAUCAGAUAUCCUUGCAAACACGACUAAUUAGGGAGAUAAGAGAUAAAUUGGCCUCGUUAGAAGGAAAAAUGGAUAAUUAUAUCGACGUGGACAUGCCAACGCCCCCAGAUUUAUUUCCGAUUGACACAGUUGAAAAAAUGGAAUCCCUCGAACGGAAUUCAGCGGAGUACAAUAAGAUUGUGAGCUUCUUUAAGUUUCUGAGCGGAACAACGCUGAAAGAUGGGGUCUACUCUUGUGUGGAUGAGUCAAUGACGAAAGAAAUCAUUUAUAAAUAUACAUGGUUUGGAGGAAACGGCAAAAACAGUUUUUAUAAUGCUGCCCUUUGUUCGGCCAUCUAUAAAGCUCUUGCUGUCAGCAGAAACUACCAAAAACCAACGCGUCACGAGUUUCAGGCAACGAUUGUAUCGGCAUUGAAAAACGCCAAGCAAAAAUUAAUUAACCAGAGGCGCCGGGACAGGGAGGCUCCAGCUGCGGGGAUAGGCAACCGUCGACGAUAUGAAAAUGAGGCGAACGAUUUGUUUAAUUAAAUAAAUUAAUGUAUAAUUAUAAUUAUAUUUUUUAUUAAUAUUAUUAUGUACAUCUGUGUUCCCCUACGUUAGUUUCAAAUAAACAUAUUUAUUCAUUUAUACCGUUUAAUAAUUAUUUAAACAUUUUAAAAUAAAAUUUAUGACAAUUGUAUAUUAAUAUACGGCCAACAACGGAGAUAUUAUUGACUGCAAUCAUUUCUGUCAAAUUGCGUUCCAAAUGCUUUCAAUAUCAACGAAAUUAUUUCCGUGGGAUUGCGUUCAGGUUGCGAUCUACACUUGCGGCAUGAAUUUCUGUCAAUACCAGUGUCGAAUGCGGAAGUAUAAAUAUUAGUUAUUGCUGGAAAUUUUUGAGUCCGAUUUCCGGCAAUUUGAAGGACAUUUUCC